Mycotypha africana is the source of this 825-nucleotide messenger RNA. Its product is annotated as ClpP/crotonase-like domain-containing protein. The record is from RefSeq and is a predicted model, not a curated record. The transcript has 7 exons. Gene Ontology annotation, molecular function: delta(3,5)-delta(2,4)-dienoyl-CoA isomerase activity. Gene Ontology annotation, cellular component: mitochondrion. Bases 1 to 825 code for a protein of 274 amino acids. Lineage: Eukaryota; Fungi; Mucoromycota; Mucoromycetes; Mucorales; Mycotyphaceae.
AUGCCACAAUACCAAUAUGAGACAGUCAAUGUGGAAGUCUUACCAGAGGGUGUAGCCCACGUUCAGUUAAAUAGACCAAAUAAAUUGAAUGCUUUUAAUGAUCAACUUGUAAACGAUGUUCGAAUCGCUUUCGAGGACAUAUCCAAGGACAGUAAUAUCUUGUCUGUUGUCAUAUCAGGAUCGGGUCGCAUGUUUACUGCUGGGUUAGACUUAACAGAAACGAAGUUAAAAAGUUUUGACGAAGGUGAUCCCGCACGUGCUGCUUAUAAAAACCGUGCUCAUAUUGAAAAUUUUCAAGCUGCCUUUACAGCCAUUGAGUUGUGCACCAAACCAGUGAUUGCUGCUAUUCAUAAUGCUUGCUUCGGAGCUGGUGUUGAUUUAAUUACAGCUUGUGAUAUUCGUUAUUGUACAAGCGACUCCUUCUUUUGUAUCAAAGAAGUAGAUGUUGGCCUCGCUGCAGAUGUUGGCUCCUUACAGAGAUUACCGAAAGUGAUUGGUAAUCAAAGCCUGGUUCGUGAAUUAUGUUUUACAGGCCGCAAUAUGUAUGCAGAUGAGGCUCUAGCUUGUGGUUUUGUUAGCAAGGUAACAGACGAUUACAAUAGCCUUAUGGGGGAAGCAUUGAAGUUGGCGAGAACGAUUGCUUCCAAAUCACCGAUUGCCGUUCUCGGUACCAAACACUUGCUCAACUAUUCUAGGGAUCACUCCGUUGCAGAAGGCCUAGCUUAUACUGUAACAUGGAACGCACCUAUGUUGAAUACUGAGGAUAUUCCAUUAUCGAUUCAGGCAUUUGUCACAAAAAGGCCUGCAAAAUAUUCUAAGCUUUAA